This is a messenger RNA of Asparagus officinalis (garden asparagus), 648 nucleotides long. RefSeq lists its product as uncharacterized. The record is from RefSeq and is a predicted model, not a curated record. NCBI's taxonomy places the organism in Eukaryota, Viridiplantae, Streptophyta, Magnoliopsida, Asparagales, Asparagaceae. The coding region runs from base 165 to 596 and encodes 143 amino acids. The transcript has 2 exons. Gene Ontology annotation, molecular function: protein binding.
UCCCUCCCUCUCUCUCUCUGCGCCGCUGGCAGUCGAUCCCCAACGACGCUGGCAAUGGUGACGCCUCCGCCGUCGAAUCCUUCGAGCGCGUCCUCAGCAACUCCCUCCGCAAGAUUCCGUCGCAAUCUCCACCUCCCGAUGAGAUUCUGGCGUCGACCUCGUUGAUGCGCUCCCUCCUCGAGAUGCGCUCCCUCCCCUCCCUCUCCCCCGACGCACCUACUCCACCUCCUCUCCUCCCUCCUCUGCCAAGGGAACGUCGUCCUCUCCACCAACCUGAUCCAUAUCUCCCUCUCACUCCGCGACUACUCUGGGGCGCUCCUCCUCUUCCCCGACCUGCGGCGGAGGGGCCUUGCGCCCGACCUCAUCGCUUAGAUGCUUACAACUCCCUUGUUGACGCCCUCUCCAAGGCCAGCCUCUUCAGGGACGACCGCGGCAUGCUCGACGAUAUGCUCCACUCGCGGGUGAAGCCCGACGUCGCCACCUACUCCUGCAUCCUCACCGUGCUGAUCGAUUGGGAUAGGUACCUGGACGUGUUGAACCUGUUCACCGAGAUGCAACUGUCGAUGCUCGCACACAGGAGAAUGGGGAGCAUGUGAAUGCUAAGGAGAAGAUUGCAAGUCAUGAAAAACAGCCGGAGCAGGAUGAUAC